CACGUUUAAGGAAGAAAGAGAAAAAUCUUCUAAAGAUUUUAAUUAUUACGAAUAAAUUUUGAAAAUUUCGCAUAACAGAAAAAUUAUAUAACAACUUCGUAUAUUUUUUAUUUUCAAAACUAUGAACAGUUUUUUUUUUUUUGAAAAAACUAUGAACACUCUUAAGAGAUAAAUUAUAUAUCUAGCCACAUUAUUACAAACACUCUUGAUUUAUACCUUAUAAUACACAUAGUCGUACUGUAUGAUGGAUCUAGGACGUGAAAGGGUCGGCGAGUCGGCAGUGAUCUGAUAUGGCCGGAGAGUUUUUUUUUUGUUUGUUUAAGGAAUCUUUUUUUACAGGAAGAAUGUGUCAAACAGAAAAUAAUGAGGAAAAAGAGAUCGACACGUUUUCCCGUAAGGCAAAUGCUUGGUCUACAAUUUCAAUGCGCUUUGUCUGCUCCUCAUCUACUCUUACAGCUGUCUAAACCCACAACCAUUUAUAAGUAUCUACAUACAUAUUAUCGUACCUUUUUGGUUAAAACAUAUGCUAAUCAAUGUACAUCUCAUUUAUUUUUUAUGAAUUACAUAAGUCGCUCAUCCAGCUACAUUUUGUUUUUUUUUCUUUAUUUUCUUUAUCAUAUUCGACAACAAAAAAAAGAAGAGAAAACUAUAUGCAUCGAUGCCUUUUUAGAACAUCAGGUUUAUACCAUAUUACCUGACUAAACCAACUUCAACAAAGUUACGUUUACGAUCGAUGAUCGACCGUCUUGACCGCUGCGAUUUAUAUGGUAUAUCCAACUCAUGUGAUAACUUAUAAUAAGGUUAUAUAUAUUUAUAAUAUUUUUUUGUUGACAACACAUAUCUAUAAUAUAUAUGGAUAUUAAUCUGAGAAAGGAAAUGAAAUACUAGCUAGUAAACAGAUUGUUUCUAGAGACUACGCCGUGUCCACUAUUAUUAUAUCAAAUAAAAAGCAGAACAUAUAACUCUCGAGAAAUUGACGUGAUGCUGAUCUUCAACUUAGCAAAUAGUUUAGAAGAAAGUAAAGAAGUUUUUCUACGCUAAAAAGAGUUUUAUUAAGGGAGUCUCAAAUGUUACAAAAAGGGAGUUUCAAAUAAUUAACUAUAGCAAUAUAGCAAACCUAAAAGUAUCCCACCUGACGCGUUUGUAUUAAAAUCUGUAUAAGGAAAAUAGCAUUAUUAAGUCAUGUGACUUGAAUUAAAAUUUCCACACAAAUAAUAAAUUUCAAAAAGGAGAAAAAUGGAAAAAGUGAAUGAGUCCAAAGCAUGAAAGUGGAAGCAAAGACUUCUACAUAUAUGAAAGCAGAGAAUGAGAGUUGAAGCACUUCAAAGCUUUACUUUCUGCUCAUCUCCUCUCUCUAAAAAAAACAGUUUUAUUUGGAUGGACAAGACACAACUACAACAACAAGAACUGACUCAAGAACAGAUCAUGGAGUUUAAAGAAGCGUUUUGUCUGUUCGACAAAGAUGGAGAUGGUUGCAUCACUGCUGAUGAGCUUGCCACUGUGAUCCGCUCGUUGGAUCAGAAUCCGACCGAACAAGAGCUUCAAGAUAUGAUCAAUGAGAUCGACUCCGAUGGUAACGGCACCAUCGAAUUCUCUGAGUUCCUCAACCUCAUGGCCAACAAAAUCCAGGAAACUGAUGCAGAUGAGGAGCUGAAAGAAGCAUUCAAAGUGUUUGACAAAGACCAAAAUGGCUACAUCUCGGCCAGCGAGUUGAGGCAUGUGAUGAUCAAUCUUGGGGAGAAGCUAACCGAUGAAGAAGUUGCUCAAAUGAUAAAGGAGGCAGAUUUGGAUGGUGAUGGUCAAGUCAAUUAUGAUGAAUUUGUGAGGAUGAUGAUGACCAGCGGUUAAAUUGGAAAAACAAUGUUACCUGCUAAUUUAUUAUCUUUUAUAAAUUUAUCAAUCGUUUUUUUUCUCUUCUUCAGAAUACCAUAUUUUCCUUUUCCAAAUUAAAUUAAUUUAAGCUUUUCAUAUCUGAUCGACGUAGUAAUUUCUGUUUAUUUGAACUAUUAUUUGUGUAUGUGGUGUAUAGUAUAUUUAUUUAGCUUUUUGUUGAAAAAGUCAAUCAGAUUGAGUGUACA
Molecule: messenger RNA, 2078 nt
Organism: Brassica rapa (field mustard)
Lineage: Eukaryota; Viridiplantae; Streptophyta; Magnoliopsida; Brassicales; Brassicaceae
Product: calmodulin-like protein 8
Cellular component (GO): myosin II complex
Molecular function (GO): calcium ion binding
Source: RefSeq, a predicted model, not a curated record